Entamoeba dispar SAW760 is the source of this 2838-nucleotide messenger RNA. RefSeq lists its product as uncharacterized. The record is from RefSeq and is a predicted model, not a curated record. Bases 1 to 2838 code for a protein of 945 amino acids. NCBI's taxonomy places the organism in Eukaryota, Evosea, Mastigamoebida, Endamoebidae. Gene Ontology annotation, molecular function: actin filament binding. Gene Ontology annotation, biological process: actin filament bundle assembly; actin filament network formation. Gene Ontology annotation, cellular component: actin filament bundle; cytoplasm; actin filament. The transcript has a single exon.
AUGAACAGCGAUUACCCUGCAACAUUUCCUGAAAGAUAUGAAGUAAAGGAUCCGUUAAUUCUUGAAGCCAACUCACCAAUUGAUAGAGAAAAAAUACAAUUAGUUUCGUGGUUAAAUCAACAGUUAUUAACAGACAAAAAGAUAACACAAGAAUAUAAGUAUAUGCCAAUUAAAGAAGAAGGGAAUGAUUUUUUUUAUGCGUUGAGUGAUGGAGUUAUAGUUAAACAUAUAAUUAAUAAAUUUUAUAACCAAUAUAAUAUUGACGUUAAAUAUGGGAAGUCUGGACUUAUUUCUAAGAAUGCUAAUAUCACUAAUGUUAUUAAAAUUGCUAAUAUUAUUCUUUCAAAAGGAGUUACUAUUAGUGAAAGUAAUUUAUCUUCUCCUAACAAAACUACAGCAUCAUUAGUAUUAGGAUUUAUUUGGAUGUUAUUUGAUAAAUUCCAAGAAAAGAAUAUUAAAUUAUCUAUGAAAGAAGAAGGAGCUGAUGUUACUAUUGAACAAUUUAUGAUAAAUUGGGUUAAUAAAGCACUUGAAGAAGAAGGAGUUGAUAAAAGAAUCAAUAAUUUUGGGAAUGACAUUGAAGAUUCAGAGGCAUAUCUUUAUUUACUUCAUCAUUUAAAUAACAGUUGUUCAUUAGAAGCAUUAAAUAGUUCUAACUUGAAUGAUAGAGCUAAAAGUGUUCUUGAUAAUGCAAAUCUUUUAAAUGCAGGUUCAUUUGUUGAACCACAAGAUAUAGUAAAUGGAGAUAGUAAAAAAAAUCUUAGAUUUGUAAGUAAUUUAUAUCAAAUAGUAAAUGCUCCUCAAAAAGAGAUUUCUAACGAAGAGUAUCAAGAUGAAGAAGAAAUUCGUAAAGAAAAAGAAGAAAAAGAACAAAAGGUUCAAGCAGAAAGAGAAGCUGAAGAGAAAAGAAAGAAAGAGGAAGAAGAAAAAAAGACAAAAGUAGAAAAAAUGAAAGAAGUUGAUCAGUUGAAAGAAGAAGUUAUUAAAAAAGAGAAACAAAAAAAAGCAGAAGAAAUUCAUCAAAAACUUGAUGAAGAAGAAGAAAAAUUAGCUGAAGCACAAGCAGAGAUUGAAGAAAAAAAAGCACUUAAAGCACAAGUAGAUGAAUUAAUUCUUGCAUCUAAAGUACAAGAUUCUAAAGAUGAAAAAGAAGCUUCAAAAAAUCUUAUACAAGCACAAAGAGAAGCUAAAAAAGCAGAAAUUGAACAACAAAAACAAGAAGAAGAACUUUCUAGACAAGAAGAAGUAUUAAGAAAUUUGAUUGAACAAAAAAAGAAAGAAGUUGAAUCAAUUGAUUUAAUUGCUAAUUUAGAUAAUACACAAGUUGUUGAAUUAACAGAAAAUGUUAAUCAAGAAAAUGUUCAAAUUAAAGAAGAAUUAAAUAAAACUAAAGAAGAUGUAAAUACAGCUAAAUCAGAUUUAAUUAGUAUGCAACAAAAAACAUUACAAGAUCAAAUUGAUAUUGAAGAACAAAAAAAAGAAUUAGAUGCUACUACUAAAAGAUUACUUGCAGAACAAGAAAGAAAACAAGAAAGAAUUGAACGAGAAAAACAAAGUGUUAAUGAAAUGAAUGCAAAAAUUGAAAUGUUUGAAACAAUGAAUGAUGAAUUAAUGAAAACAGUACAAACACAAAAAGAUGAAAUUAUAACUAAAACAGAUACACUAACUGAUAUUGAAAAUACUAAUUUAGAAAAUAAAAAGAAAGAAAAGAAAAUGAUGUCAAAUAUUGAAAAACAAUUUAAAUUACUUGAACAACAAAAAACUCUUCAUAAAAAAAAUCUUGCUAAAAAAGAAAAAUUAAGAAAUGAAACACAAAAACUUGAAAACGAGAAAAAAGUUGUACAAGCAGAUAUUAAGACAAUUACAAUGGAAAGAGAAAGUACUGAAAAUCGUGCAGAUAAUCUUCUUACAAAACAAGAUGAAUUAAAUGAAAAAUUAAUUGAUGCAGAAAAUGCUAAUGUAGAUGCAGAUGUAGAAUUACAAGAUCAACGAGAGAAAUUAGAUCAAAUGAAUGAAGAAAUACAAAUGAAACUUGAACAUCAAGAAUUUGUUGAAAUUCAAAAACUUAAAAAUGAUAAAAAAUCAAAAGAAGAUGAGAAAAGGAAAUUAGAGAAAGAAAGAAAGAAAAAGAGGAAUGAAGCAAAGAAAGCAAAAGAAGAAUUAAUAAAAUUGGCUGAACAACAAAAAGAAUAUGAAAGACAAAAAAAAGAUUUAGAAGAUAGAAAGAAAGAGAAUGAAGAACGAUUAAAAGAAAUUGAAGAAAGAGGUAAAAAAGAAGAAGAAACCGCUGCUCAAUUUGCAGAAAGAAUGGAAGCUUUAAAACAACAAAAAGAACAACUUAUUGCAAAACAAAAAGAAGUUGAAGAAAAAGAGAUGAGUGAUAAGAGAAGAAUGGAACGAUUAAAGAGGAAAAGAGAAGAAGCUAAACAACUAAAAGAAGCUGGAAUUGAAGUUAGUGAACCAACAAUGGAUGAUGUUGUCAAAGAAGAAGAAGAACGUGCUAAACGACAUAGACAUAGUGAAACAUCGUCAAGAAGAAGAAAAACUGAAGAACCUACUGAAGAUAUUAAAACAGAUAAAUCUACAAAUGAAGAAAAAACAGGAGAUGUUGUUGUUGAUUCACUUGAAGAGCGUAGAAGAAAAAGAGAAGAAGAACGAAAAGCAAGAGAAGAACGAAGAGCAAAAAGAGCUGCUGAAAGUAAUGGAGAAAGUAAAAGUGAAAAUACUACUGAAACAAAACAAGAAACAUCUGAAGAACGAAGAAAAAGAAGAGAAGAACGAGAAGCUCAAAGAGAAAAAGAACGAGCAGAAAGACGGGCAAGGUUAUCUACUAAAUAA